AUGGCUGCUGACAUGAAGACGCGCCCGACCGAGGCCUUUGCGUUUGGCCACGAGGGGCCUGUCAACAUCAGAUGGAACAAACUGGCGUCGACGUAUGUGUCGGACGAUCCGCGAGCCAAGGCGUCGUCACUGUUUGAACUGCGGGCGACGAACGGAUACAUGCCGACACAUCAUCCGCUGACCACGCUGCCUGAGCCGUUUGGCCCGCUCGACUCGCUGCUGCGGCGGAUGCCGGCGAAGCUGCGUGCCGAGAACCCGCGGCCGGGCCAGGAACUAGUGUCGGAGGACAAGGGCCUGUUGUUUGUGGGCGAUCGGGUGGAGCCGCCUGCAGGUUCUGCGGCAGCGGCGGAAUUGAAGCAGAUCUGCUCGGAAGAGCGGUCACUGAUCAAGGAGCUUGAGGCGGCGACCGAGACCGAGACCGCCGAGGCGCUGUCUGCGGCGCUGCUCGAGGUGCAGGAGAAGAAGCGGAGCGUGUACCAUGGGCUCAUUCCCGACGUUGCCGCGCGAUUCGAGGCGCUCUACCGCGGCGACCGAGUCGAUGCUCAGCUCCCGCUCUACGGCGAGGUUGCAGCGCUGCCGAACUUGGUGCAGGCUGCACGUGAUGUGGUGGCGCACGCCGAGCGUGGGCAGUCGCCGCUCAUCAUGGCGCUCUUCCGCGACUACUCGUUCCUGCUCUCGGCGUACAUCUUUGAGCCGGCGCACUGGUACUACCAGUUCCACUAUCGCAUUCCCAGCAUCCGUGGGCAGAAGACUGAGAACGCGUACGGGUUUGCGCGGUCGGUCGUCCCGCCGCAGAUCGCGCAGCCGCUCAAGGUCAUUGCCGACGCCAUCGGGCUCAAGCCGUUUGUCGAGUACUCGUGCGGAUGGGGCCUCAACAACUGGCGCUUUGUCCAGGACACACUCGAGACCACGGCAGUCCCGCACUUUGUUUUUCCGACGGCCGGCAUGUUUGAGUACGACAACCUCGACAUUGUGCGGCCGAACACCGGGACCGAGGACGAGCGUGGCUUUGCCGUCGUCCACGUCCAGCUCGAGGCUUACACCUCGCAGCUCAUUGCCGCCGCGCGGGUCAUUAUCGAGAGUGCGGAGCAGCUGACGAUCGGCGCGGACGGCGCGGCGAGCGAGAGCUCGCUGCACGCUCUCCGGUCGGCGCUGCACAUGCACGCCGAGGGCAUGAAGCGCAUUUGCGAGAUCCAGCACACCAUGUGGAAGCGCUCCAAGCCAGCAGCGUACCUUGACCUGCGGACGUUCAUCUACGGCGUGGAGGGCAACUGCGGGCCAAACAAGAUGUUCCCGGCCGAGGGACUUGCGUACGAGUUUGAGGAGGGCCGGCAGUUCCUCAAGCCGCGCGGCGAGUCGGGCGCCAACUCGUCGAUCAUUCCGGGCGCCGACACGCUCUUUGGCGUUGUCUUUAUGUACCCGGAGAACAACCUGACCAAGUACCUCUCGGAGCUGCGCUCGUACCGGCCGCUGCUGCAGCGCGAUUAUCUGCGGCUGCUGGGCGAUGCCGUCGUCCGCCACAACAUUGUCGAGUGCCAAGCGUCGACGGAUGCCGACGGUCGCGACACCUCGGUGGUCGGCGGCGUGCUCGCCCGCGAUCCAGUCGCCAAGUUCCUCUGGCUUCUCAACGUCUCGCUCAUCCGCCGCUUCCGCAUGGAGCACUGGCGCCACACCAAGGCCUUUAUCAUCAAGCACACUCGCAACCCGGUGGCGACCGGCGGCACUCCGAUCACCCAGUGGCUGCCCAACCAGCUCGGCGCUGUCCUCCGUCUCAUGCAGGCCAUUACCGCCUCGUUCACUGAGGACGACAUCGAUGUCAUCAACGAGCACUUUGCGCCCGAGCUCACCCAGCUCCGCACCUACUUUGAGUCCCGCCCGGCUCUUCCGCAAUCGGUGCUCGACGCCAUCGACUCGGCCGACUCGGCCUACGACAUGCUCUCCGCCGCCUUUGACGGCACUGUCGCCUUUUGUCUCCAGGAGCUCCAGCAAGAUGCCGCUGAGCUCAAGGGCCUCUUUACCGACCAGGAGUAA
Thecamonas trahens ATCC 50062 is the source of this 2031-nucleotide messenger RNA. Its product is annotated as indoleamine 2,3-dioxygenase. The coding region runs from base 1 to 2031 and encodes 676 amino acids. Lineage: Eukaryota; Apusomonadida; Apusomonadidae. The record is from RefSeq and is a predicted model, not a curated record. The transcript is spliced from 2 exons. Gene Ontology annotation, molecular function: metal ion binding; heme binding.